Molecule: messenger RNA, 3163 nt
Organism: Scatophagus argus
Lineage: Eukaryota; Metazoa; Chordata; Actinopteri; Scatophagidae
Gene: smarcd2
Product: SWI/SNF related, matrix associated, actin dependent regulator of chromatin, subfamily d, member 2
Exons: 13
Coding region: 452-1954 (500 amino acids)
Biological process (GO): regulation of transcription by RNA polymerase II
Cellular component (GO): nucleus; SWI/SNF complex
Source: RefSeq, a predicted model, not a curated record
AGCAUUUUACGUUGCGUGUAGGCAGUUAAGCUACAAGAAUACUUGGUAUCGCUUUAGACACUCAGUUUGUCUUAAGUAAGUCAGGCGAUAUCAUGCUUUUCAUUAGCCUCACGGUAAAAUAGCUGGUAGUCAUGGAUUCUAAGACUUGAGAACAAAGGCAGGGGAUGACAAACAACAGCUACCAUUCGGUCUCCAGAAAACAAGCAAUUGUGGGCAGAAGCAAAUCCCGGAACUUGAAACGAUAGGAUACGAGCUAACAUUAGCUAGCUUUUUGUUGACAGUGUCCUUGCUGUCAAACCAGAAGCAGACCUCAUUUAACCUAACUGCAGUUACCUAGCUAGCCACGCUCGGACUGGUGCCAGUGAGCUUCAUUUAGUAGCUUGCUAGACUUGUGCUGGACCGAAAUUUGGUAGAAGUUUCCGUUACUUUUAACCACUUGUGGAUCUAGAAGAUGGCAUCAAGAGGAGGCUUCACGGGUCCGCCGAUGAAUCCGAACGUGCACCCCAUGAACGUCGGGCAUGCUGCGGGCAUGAGGAUGCCAGGCAUGCCUCAGCCUCCAAUCGGAUACCCCCGCAGCUUGAACAGUGCUCCUCAGUACCCCCAGCGCUCGGGGAUGCCACCCAACAGAGUGGGGGGCCCCUUGGGGUCAAUGGGGGGUCAGCUGCCUGGUCCUUCUUAUGGUGGUGGUGGGAACAUGUCCAUGCGGCCAGGCAUGGGGCCUCCAAGCAUGGACGCCUCGAGGAAGCGGUUUCUUCAACAGCAGCAGCCAGAAGCACUGGGAGGCCUAAGACGAGGAGCAAAAAGACGCAAGAUGGCUGACAAGGUUCUCCCACAGAGGAUCCGAGAUCUGGUCCCAGAAUCACAGGCCUACAUGGAUCUAUUGGCCUUUGAGAGGAAACUGGAUCAGACAAUUGCCCGAAAGCGUAUGGAGAUUCAGGAAGCCAUCAAGAAGCCCAUUAUGCAAAAACGCAAGCUCAGGAUCUACAUUUCUAACACAUACACCCCGAGCAAGCCCGAUGGCGAGGAGGCGGAGAAGGUGUCCUCGUGGGAACUUAGGGUGGAGGGCAAACUUCUGGAGGAACCUGGCAAGCAAAAGAAGAAGUUCUCAUCUUUCUUCAAAAGCCUGGUGAUAGAGCUUGAUAAGGACCUCUAUGGACCUGACAACCACUUAGUGGAGUGGCAUAGGAUGCCGACUACUCAGGAGACGGAUGGUUUCCAGGUCAAAAGGCCCGGUGACGUAAAUGUUAAAUGCACACUUCUGCUCAUGCUCGACCACCAGCCUCCGCAGUACAAACUGGACCCACGGUUGGCCCGUCUGCUGGGUGUGCACACACAGACGCGGGCCAGCAUAAUGCAAGCUCUUUGGCUCUACAUCAAGAACAACAAGCUGCAGGAUAGUCAUGAGAAGGAGUACAUCAACUGCAACCGCUAUUUCAGACAGAUUUUCAGCUGCCCGCGCAUGAGGUUCUCUGAGAUUCCCAUGAAGCUGGCAGGCCUGCUGCAGCACCCUGACCCCAUCAUUAUCAAUCACAUGAUUAGUGUGGACCCCACGGAUCAGAAGAAGACUGCGUGCUAUGACAUUGAUGUGGAGGUGGAUGACCCUCUGAAGAGCCAGAUGAACAGUUUCCUGUCCUCCACAACCAACCAACAGGAGAUUGCUGCACUUGAGAUGAAGAUCCAUGAGACAAUUGAGUACAUCAACCAGCUAAAGACUGAAAGAGACUUUAUGCUGAGCUUCAGCAAUAAUCCACAGGACUUCAUCCAAGACUGGCUCAAGUCUCAGAGCAGGGAUCUGAAGUUGAUGACAGAUGUGACAGGAAAUCCAGAGGAAGAGAGGCGGACUGAGUUCUACCAUGCGCCCUGGGUACCAGAGGCAGUAGGCAGAUACGUUUACUCCAAAGUGCAGCAGAGAAGACAGGAGUUGGAGCAGGUGUUGGGUAUCCGACUGACUUAAAGACAUAUUCCACAGCCAACUUAAAUUAGCUCAUCAAAUGCUUGUGUUUACUCAAUUGAAAUUGGAAUUAUCUAACAAAGAAAUAAGCAAAUUUUUCAUGCUGUCAUGAACCAGCUUCCGUGUGGGAAACAUAUCUUUUCUGUCCCAUACUUAAUAGUUCUAGAAUCUACAAAACUAUAUGGGACCAAAGUAAUGAUUAACAUGUCAUUAAUAAUGUUUGCCUUGCUUUUGUCAUUUUGAGCCUGUUCAAGUAAUCUUUGUCUUGUUUGUAAUACUUUUGUUUCUGGUACAAUAUGCUUAAAACACUUGAAGCAUUGGUGCUGUCCAUCAUCACAUCAUGUGUUUUUUUUUUGUUUGUUUGUUUUAUUUUGAAAGGGUGUUUACCUUCACAUUUUAAAGCCAUAAUCUUUGGAAAGGAACAGUCUGAUAACAUCUCAAUGAAAAAUAUACUCAGAAACUAAGGAUUAUAUUCCACAAAACUGUUGGAACUCUUGAAGAUGUGUUGUUACUUAGAUGGGAACUAGUAAGAAACUUUUUAUGCUAACAAUUUUACAAGUUUAUUCUCUGUUUUUUUUUUUUGUAUGUAAAUAGGUGGAUAUGCCAUUUAAAAUUAAACCUUUCCUGACAGUGUAAGAAGGCAGGAGUUCCGGGAAAGUGCUACUUCUGGGAAAGACUGAGCUCCGUAUUUGUACAAGGAUAAGAGUCCACUAUGUCCAGCUGUCAUUCAGCAGCUUGGUUGUAAUUCUUGAAUGUUUACAGGCUUUUUUCAUUUGUUUGUGGAGGUUUUUUCCAUUGUUUUAAUGAAAGGAAGAGUAACUGUGGCAGGCUCUCUGGAUUGAAGGAUCCAUGCCUCCCAAGAAGGUUAACCGGUAUUAAUAAAAAAGGAAUGCAGCUAUAGUGUGUUAACUAAACAAUGCACCAAAUAAUUAUGUACAUAUUUAGUUUCAUGAGUUAACUUUUCGUUGAAAUGCUGGUUUUGUUAUGGUUUUGCAUGAGAUGAUCUGAAUUUCCUUAAACAUUCCAUGUUAACAGAAAUCGCUGUGCCAAAAUUUUUGUGAAGAAGGCACUUGAAUUUCAAGAAAUGUGUGUACAAAUAUGUUUUGUACAGCUUCUUUGUAAAAUGCUUGCAUGUUGUGCAUCAAUCAAAAGCCUUUAUAUUUUAUACAUUUGGAGAUUUUUUUUUACAAUAAAUAUACUUUAAAAAAUUUA